This is a messenger RNA of Cryptomeria japonica (Japanese cedar), 2752 nucleotides long. Its product is annotated as cation transporter HKT1;3. NCBI's taxonomy places the organism in Eukaryota, Viridiplantae, Streptophyta, Pinopsida, Cupressales, Cupressaceae. Gene Ontology annotation, biological process: monoatomic cation transport; transmembrane transport. The record is from RefSeq and is a predicted model, not a curated record. The transcript has 3 exons. The coding region runs from base 374 to 2374 and encodes 666 amino acids. Gene Ontology annotation, cellular component: plasma membrane. Gene Ontology annotation, molecular function: monoatomic cation transmembrane transporter activity.
GAUUUUGUAUGAGACUCAAAUGUGCUCUCAAAUUCGUCCUCUCCACAUGAAUAGUAGAGACAAAAUUAAACUAUCCUUGUUUGCCCGUUGUCUGGUGUAUUUUAGCGAGCGCGUUGAAAAAACUAGAUUGUUCUUCAUUGGCCUAUAAUUUUGAAGAGCAUUCAUUCAAAACAGAGGUGAAUAUGUAGGGAGUUUGUGCGAGAAUAAGUAGCCAAAUUGGCUGCUUGGAAGUGAGCUUUCGGAUUCAUAUCAAUGGAGCAAAAGUUUUCAUGUGAGAAGCUUGGAUUUUAUUAAUGAAGUAUGUGCCAUAAAUGAAGAAACUUCUCACAGAAAAAUCUAUAGAAACAACUGGGCUUUGUGUAGAAGACAUCCAAUGACUAUGAGGAGUUUUUCCAUGAGUUCAAGGGAUAUGCCAACAUGGGUGCAGAAGCCAUCCUGUUUCAUGAUUCUUCAUAUUACUUAUUUCCUAGUUUUAGGAUUCAUGGGUGCUUUUGCUCUGUGGAUGUGUCCUCAGAUAAAUUCUGAGCAUAUGAGCUUCAUAGAUGCUCUGUACUGCUCUACCUCUGCUGUGACUGUGACGGGCCUGAUUAGCGUAAGAAUACAAGGGAUGCAUAAGUUUCAGCAGAUUGUACUUUUGUUGCUGACAGUACUUGGUAGUCAGGUUUUUACUUCUCUGUUUCCUCUGUAUGCAAGAAGAUUGGCUUACAGGAGGAUACUUACAAAUCAGGCCAUGGCCGUUCUGUCCAAGGUGCAAGAAAAACUAAUUUCAAAUGAAUCAGAGGCUAAAGAAGAUGCUGAGAAUGUGAAAUUGAUUUCAAAUGAAUCAGCAGCCAGAGAGGUUAAAGCCCAUCACAGUAAUAGUGAAGUUAAAGUGGAAGUUAAGGGGGUCAGUGCUUAUGUUGGCAAGAAUGAAUUGGGCCAGCUAUUGAAGCAUCUGCUAAGAUAUGUGAAGGGGAAAUCUUCAGAAAUGAUGAAAAUUGUCUGGAAGAGAUGCAUCUGGCGUGAAGAUUUCAUGAGUGUUUUAUCAAAACGGAUUUUGCAGUGCUGUAAGACUGAAGAUCUAACUAACGAAAUUGAGAUUUCUAUGUGGAAGUCUAUGUAUAUGGAGUACAAGGCCCUGACUUAUCUAUAUAGGAUUGUGGUGGCAUACUUCUUGCUAGUGCAGUUGGGUGCGUUUGUGCUUCUUCAGAUAUAUCUGUUUGCCUCUCCCACGGCUACCAAAAUUUUAGAAAAAAAUAGUGUGAAUAAAACAUUUUUCUCUGCUUAUAAUGCUGUAACUUCAUUUGGAAACGCUGGAUACAGUCUUCUAGACAGUAGCAUGAUUCCCUUCAGGAACCAUGCUUUCAUUCUGCUUUUCCUGAGUUUUAUAGUACUUGUUGGGAAUACCAUGUUUGGUCCAUGUAUAUGGGUAAUCAUAUCUGUGCUGCAGAGAUUUGGUAAGGGAAGCAGGAAGGAGGUCUAUACGUAUCUUAUCACAAAUCCUCGCAAUUGCUAUACCCAUUUGUUUCCCAAGAACCAGACGCUGUGGCUCAUUAUCACUGUCAUGGCCAUUAACACUCUUCAGACCUCGUUCUUCUGUGUUCUGGAUUGGAAUUCAAGCUCUGUUAAUGGUCUGAAUUUUGCAGAGAAAAUUGUGGAUGCUGUGUUCCAGUCUGUAGCCACACGCAACGCUGGAAACAAUGUUGUCAAUCUUGUAGACCUUUCUCCCUCUAUGCUGGUGUUGAUGGUGGGCAUGAUGUAUAUUUCAAUUUACCCAGUUUAUCUAACACGUCAGAAGACGCGGGCUCCUAAGAUGCUAGCAGGCGAAGCAUCAGAAGAAACCUACAGUGAACAUUAUGACAGUAAAAUUUCUGUUCAGUCGCGGAAACUUCUGGCUCGAGAUUCAGCCCAUAUCUUCGUCAUCGUCUUCCUCAUGUGCAUUCUGGAGAGCCAAAACAUCAGCCACGACCCUCUCAAUUAUUCAGUAUUCAACAUCAUCUUCGAGGUCAUCAGCGGAUUUGGGAAUGUGGGAUUGUCAGUGGGCUACAGUUGCGCCUUAAAAACUGGGAACAAUUCCUCUUCCUGUCAAGAGGUCCCAUACAGUUUUUCAGGAAAAUGGAACAGAGGAGGAAAAAUUCUGCUUGUGUUGACCAUGUUUCUGGGCAGACACAGAGGCCUUCCUGACAGUCUUGACUCUGCUCUGUUGCUUCCCCGUAGAGUAGCCCAAGAACAAGAGUUCGCAACCAUACAAUCUAUGGCCCAACUGAGUAUAAAUUCAUCUACUUCGUGGCCGAGGAGGUCUCGAGAUCGAUCUCGGCGCACAUCAUUUACAGAUGAUCAGGGACUGCAACUACCUGCACACCCACCAUAUGGGCAAGACCAAUCUUCUGGAUAACUAUGUAAAGCUCCGAUAAAAUCACCUCAAAUUGGUAAUUUAAGUACGGUGUAGUUUCAAAUUAAUGCAUGAUAAUCAGGUCGGAAUCAUGCUUUCGGUGAAUUUGACGGAAUGGAUAUUCUUCAGUCUUUGGCUCUUAGCUCAAAGAGGUGCUCGUGUCCCAUAUCCAGUGACAAAAAAUACUUUGUGAAGACCCUCGCUAGAAUAACAGAUCGGAGUCUUUAUGCCUUUACUGAACUGUAACAGCUCCGAACCUCCAUUAAAAAAAAAUUGAUGCAUGAUCAGCUUAAGUCUCGUUAAGGCAGAGAAAUUCAGGUGGCCAGGUGGGAAUUUCUUUGUUUAAAUAAGAAAAGUUAUAAAAAAGUAAUUAGUUGUUUU